Messenger RNA from Octopus bimaculoides (California two-spot octopus), 8417 nucleotides. RefSeq lists its product as uncharacterized. Lineage: Eukaryota; Metazoa; Mollusca; Cephalopoda; Octopoda; Octopodidae. The record is from RefSeq and is a predicted model, not a curated record.
UUUGGGAAAGAACGCAACUCCUUAAUUCACACACUACAAAUUAUCACGAUAUCUAGGACUAUAAAAAUUUGCAAGACUUUCCUAAAAUUUAAAGAAAUGAAGAAAGCAAGAUGAUUUCCUUCAUGACCAUGCUACCAAGCGGGUGACCGUUCAAAAUUCACUCUUUAAAUUAAAAAGUGGAAGAGAUCGUAUAUACAUAUGUACGUACAUGCAAGCAUAAGUAGCUGUGCACACGCAACUCGACAGCAAAUAAAUAAUUGUGCUGUUUCACCUUUGUCCCGAAAACUUUUAAUUCAGAAGCCUUGGUGUUUCUCUACGGCAUAUGAUAAUUAAUGUCAUUUGUUGCAUGUCAGGUUUACUAACGUGUCCCAGUCUGCUUCAAAGACCGAACGAAAAUAUCAGAAAACAAUGGCUAUUUUGUUUGAAAAAGCAUAGAUUGAUAUAUGUAUUAUAGAAUGUUUAAUUUCAAAGCAACGAUUGUCUACUGCGUCGAGAAUAUAUAUAUCCGGGUGUUGUCCGUUCUAAUUACAGGUGACACCUACUUCCCAUUCACCGGAACCCAUGCUAAAAGAAUUUAUUAAUACAGGUGGGAUGGUAGCCUGACUUUAUUUAUUUACAUAUCUUUUCUAUUUCAUGUUUCUUUCUAAACAUUACUUGGCUACCUGAGGUGUUUUUUUCGUCUCCCUAACACUCUGUCCAUAUUUUAACGCUUCGGACAUUAUUUUCAAUAUGAGUUACCACAGUGGCAGCUCUAUAGGCUUUGUAGUGGCUAAAGUGGCUGAACUUCAGAGGAAUCAGAACAUUCUCUAUAAUUUGGUGAAACCCAAGAAAGAUGAACCAGACUUAGUAGAAUCAAACCUCAAGCUGGCUAAUGUAUUGCCAAAGAAACGAAUUUAUCGAAUGGACUCCACUGAAGAACUUGUUCUAUUCAGAAAGGAACUGUUGACACGCCCUCUCCUCUUGCAAUGUACUAUUGAGAGUGGGCCAGGUGUUGGGUGUUUCAAACAUUUAUCAAAUUUUGAUUGUAGAUUUGUGCAAAAUUCAGAGUGCUUUGUCGUUUUGUUGAACCAAAUCCAUCCUAAAAUUUCCAGCCGUCUUUCCAUGGGACUUGAUCUAGCAGUGAAAUAUAUGCGUGGCUCACAACCAUUUAUCCUGACAUUCACAUUUAACAAGGUUAUAGAAAAGCUCUAUGAUGCUAUUCUUAGAGCUUAUGAUCUACAAAGGAGCGCUCGGGAAAAAAUCUCCUGCAACUAUGCUGAACUGACUGUUCGGUACCUGGGUAAUAGUUCACAUAUUCCACUUACAGGUGGCAUAAAGGUGAAAGAAUUGAAGUUUGCCUUUGAUGAUCUUGACAAAGAGGAUCUUUUAGUUGACACACUGGCUGCUGCUCAUGCCAGGCAGCGCCGGAGUUUACCAAUUGACCAAGGAGAAUUGGUUAGUGUUUUAAAAGGAUGGAAGUUUGGAGAUUUUGAACUCUCUGAUGGACUUUGGAAUGCCUAUGCAGAAAUAACAGGUGCACCACUCCAAAGGAACAAUUACACACCACCACCACCCUAUGAAACGGCUAUGAAAAAUACCACUACUACAGCAAAUGAUUCCAGAAGACCUGAUGAUGAUUAUCACCAUCACCAAAACGGAGAGUAUGGCUAUAUGGAAUAUUCAGAAGUACCAAAUACAACUAUUGCUGUUGUUCAUCCAAGCCACUCUGUUGACGUUAAUGAACAGAAUAUGUAUGAGAGAACACUCCCCAGCUACAAUAAUAUGACAAUCCAAACAAAGAAAGUGAUAAAACCAUUGGAGGACUUAGAUCAAUAUAAAGAGUAUGCUAACGUACAACCAAAUGAUGAUGAGGGAACGUACAACUAUGGUUAUUCUUACACGCCUCAAAAAUAUUCUCCUGAAUCACAGCAUGAAGUUGCUGCCCAGGAACUUGGUUUAAAUUUAACCAGACACGAUAAGAGAAACUCCACUCCAGGUCAGGGCGAUCAAUAUGGCUACAUUUCAAACCACAAUGAAGUUGCCUUUCAAAACAAUUCACGACCUUCCAGUCAAUAUAUUUCUGAGAGUUUCAUUUAGAAAUUUAUUGUUUCUUAUGAAUGUUGUAACAAAUAUAGCUUCAAUUAGUAUUGAAAAUACAAAUUAACAGUCACUUAGGCAUUGACUGAUGUACACUACUAAUUGGUUUUACAACAUUUAGGUUUAUGACAGCUAUAUACAACUUGAUUUACUGUAGUAUGUGUGAAUGUAUGAAUGAAGAAGUGUAAGAUUUAUUGUAAUAUGUGAACAUAUGAAUGACUACAAGAUUUACCAUAGUAUGUGAAUGUAUAAAUGUGUGAGUGUAAGAUUUAUCCUUUGUGAAUCUAUGAAUAAGUGAAUGUGAGACAGGACCUGAUUUUGCUAUUAUUAUGAUUAUUGUAAGGCGGCAAGCUGGUAGAAACGUUAGCAUGCCAGGAGAAAUGCUUUGUGGUAUUUCAUGUCUUUACGUUCUGAGUUCAAAUUCUGCCGAGGUCGACUUUGCCUUUCAUCCUUUCGGAGUUGAUAAAUUAAGUACCAGUUGCAUACUGGGGUUGAUCUAAUCGACUGCCCCCCCCCCAAAAAAAAAAAUUCAGCCCUUGUGCCUAGAGUAGAAAAGAUUAUGAUUAUAGUUGUUUUUUACUUUUAAUUUUCGAAAUGUAUCUUAAAGACGAAUAUUUUUCAACAGAAUUUAAUACAAAAAGAGAAACAAACACUAUUAUUACUGCUGUAGCCUAUCACUACUGCAAUAACACAUUAAGACAUCACUUAUCACUAUGUAUCUAAAUGUACUAAAAUACCACAUGUUUGUGCACACUUCUAAGCAUACUAUUGUCCCCUUUCACCACAUUCUAGUUUGUAAAUUUGGCAGUAAAACUUCUGCAUUUAUUUCAUUCAGCUGUUAAGUUUUGUCACAUCCAUUUAAUAAUGACUCACCUUUUAUCAGUUUUAAUUUUUUUAAAUAUUAUAUACCAAGUCUUCUAUGGCUUUUGGUUUUGUUUCCUUUGGUGUUGAAAUUCAGAUUGUCUACAGAUUUCAGGUGAUGUUGGUAGUUUGGCAUAUAAAGGACAUGUCACUUCCAUCAUUUUGUUCUGCAAUUAAAUCUGAAAGUGAUAUCAAUUUACACCAAUUUAGAGUGUUACCAUUUUUAUACACUCCUUGUAUAUGUGUAUGUACAUGUGCUAAUGAAUGAAAAGAGAACAGGAGUCAUGUAAUCACCUUCAUUAGCUUACAACUGUUUCUGCUAUGAGAUGUUGCACAAGCACUCAGUAGUGCACUCAGAGCUGAGUGCUUGUGCAAUAUCUUAGCAGAAACAACUGUAAGCUAAUGAGGGUAAUUACGUGACUCCUGAUCCUUUGUCAUUUGUUAAUUAAUGUUAUGCCCUGUACUCGCCUAAUACUUUAUUCUAAAACAUUAGCUCCCAAACAUUUUCAGGCUACCACCCUCUUGGUACCCAUGCCACAUUCCUAAUUCUCCCCCCAUCACCACCACUUUCUGCAGCAAAUUCAAAAAUAAAACUUAAUUGAACCAUUAUCUUGUUGUUUUUACAUCCAUGGCACCCCCCCCCCUUUGGCUACCCUAUUAUCACCCCACUUCUCCAAGGCCUCCUGGAUCUUUUUGCUGCUCCCAGAUGAGGGCAGCACCACCCACUUUGGGAACCACUGCUCUAAAGUAUAUGCAUACUGAGUUCUAACUACCAGUUAUUAGUAUUGCUUUGCCGAAGCAAAACCAUAAGGAUAUAUUUACAACUAUCUUAAGUAUAGUGUUAAUCAAUGUUCAUUCCACUUCUGUGACAACUUGUUAUUACAUUCAUAUUUGACUGACAGUUGUUGCAAACAAACAAAUAAUGUUUGUAAGAAGACCUGGUUACUCAAAUUCCACAUUUGGAAUAUAUUUUCUAGAAUUACCUGUUAGGUAGAUAUUAGGUACUUAUGUAUUUUCUAGAAUUAUGUUCUGCAAUUAACAGCAACUUCUAAAUGUUUAAAUUACUAAGCCUUAAUGUCUAGGCCUCUACCCUAGUAGCUAAGAUACACUACUUUGGUAGCUGAGUUAAACUGCCAAAGGAGUAAACUAACAUUUCUCUAAUACCUAGGUUUCAUUACUCUGGUCAUUUAUAUUGCCUUGAUAACUAAGUUACACUGCUGUGGUGGUUAAAUUACACUGCAUAGGCAGUUAAGCUACUUCUCCUGAAGCACAUAAGCAUAUUUGUAGCCUCUGGUUCUGUUAUUUCACUGCUGAACACAUGCAUGUUUAACACAAGAUAGCAAAGUAAGCUUUUAUGUGGUUGUUCAAUCUGCUUCAGAUAGCAGAUAAAUACCCCUCAUAUCACAUAUUACUGUCUUUAUAAAAGGAAUGACACAUUGGAGGGGGUCGUUGUAAAUAUAUUAUGCCUGAAAAAAUAAAAGAGGGAAUGGUCAUAGAUGGUAAAUCCUGAUAAUGUAGAUCUACCAUCAAAAUGAUGGUAGAUCUACAUUAUCAGGACUUACCUAGGGAGAGACAACAUUAAUUACAUGUUUAAAAUCUUUUUAAUUUUAAAAUAAUCUAUUGUAAAAUUAUCUCCUACAACAAAGCAUUACUUAGACUUAUAAACCAUUAAAACACUCCUUUUAGAUUUACAAACCAUUAAAAUACUUUUGAUACUUAAAAACCAUUCAAAUAUUUCAUUACUGUGAAAGUCUCUCAACUAAUUGAUAAGUAUUUUAAAUAUAGACAUGAAAUAAGACUAACUGUAGUCAUGAAAUAAGACUAACUGUAGUCAUGAAAUAAGAUUAGCUUUAACAAUACGUGUUCUCUUUCAGGAUUAAUAAGAGCCUCCUCAUCUAUCAUUUGUUUGUACUCUAGGAAAAUAAGCAUGUAUAGAUAUAUCUGCUCACUUACACAUAUACUGUGAUACUUUCACAUAAGCAUUGAUGUACAGAAUAAUUUAUGUACAUAAUUUAGUUGAGCUUCUUAGUUACAAGCAACUUUCUAUCUCCUCCCACUCUCCCCCAUCACUCAUUGUAUUUCUUAAGCAGACAUAGACACAUGUAUUCUCACAAAUAUAUCUCCUACCCUUUCUCCCUCACACCUGCUUUUCAUUUGCACACACACACACACACUGACAUAUUCGCACAUAAAUGUACAGUGUAUCCUCAAAUUUAUCUUCUUCAGAAAUAUUCAUUUUCUCUUCUGCUUUAUGUAUUACCUUUCUUCUACUGUUCUGUUACACACACAUACAUACACACCACUAUACAACAUGCUUACAUUUGCAUCUUUCCUCACAUCCACAAAGGCUUCCAUUCACUCUUUUAUAUUUUAUGUAUCUUCUUAGUGGAGCCAGAUUCCAAACAGAAAGACCAGCAGAUUACCCAAUGAAAGAGAGUAUGUGUGUUGGGGGAAAGAAAAGCCUUCAUAAAAGCCAAUUAUACCUCAUAAAAAACCAAGCUGCCCUAAAUAUAUCCGUAAUCCUAUAAAAGUGCCCUCACACUUUGACCCUUAACUCUCUGCCUUAAAUCAUGCUGCUAACCAGGUGCCUUUUGAGCUAGAAAUUGCUUUAUGGGUCGUGAAUGUUUGCAAAGCAAACUGCUAAUACAAUUUUCAGGUGAAAUGUGUAUGUGUAUAUACGUAUACAUACAUACACACAUACAUAUUCACAUACAUGCAUUUUCACAUACCUGCAAAUGCACAUAAAUAGUCACUCCGAACAGACAGAUAGUUAGACAGACAAUAAGAAGAAAAUAAACAGAAACACAUGUACACACAUUCUAGCAGUUGCGGGUAUAGGGUAUGACACGUCGAUCAGCAAAGGGUGUUACUGAUAGAGUGAUCAAUUCAUAGAUAGUUGCAUGCAUGGAGGAAUGGACACAGAGAAAGUAGAACAGAUUGCUAGUUUGACUAAGUGACAUAAUAUGCACAUAAAUUUGAAUACAUUCUUGAAACUCACUCAUGCACAUACAUUGUUUAAAAAAACCCAUUCAUUCACAUGUAUUUCUAACAAAACUGACACUUCAAACAUAUACACACCUACACCCUCACUUACCUGCCUAUAUCUAUACAUACAUACAUACAUACAUACUUGCUGUGUAGGGUCACCUUUUCAAUCACUGAGCCAACAUUAUUUUCAUUUACUUUCUCGAUAUCAAGUUUUGAAUUUCUUUAAUAUAUUAUUACUAACAUUAAAAUGAAAUUAGAAGGACAUAUCAUAAAAACAUUAACUAGCAAGACUGACAUUAAUAUUGUUAUACUUUUUUUAUGUUGUUCACAGUGAUAUGUUGACUGCUCUUUCCAGUUUUUCAUGAUACAGCAUGUGUAUGUUAUUUACUCAAUAUAUCUGUAUCUCAGUAAUAGUGAUAACACUUCCCUAUACAUGCACACACACACACACACACACACACACUCUCUCUUCCUCUCCCUCUCUCUCAGCUAUCUUUCUCCUCUCUUCAAUGUCUCCACAUGCUCCCUCUUGCUCCUUUCACUCUUGUUUAUUGGUUUCUGAACAUAUGCAUAAAUACAUAUAUUCCAUAUAAACACAUCCAAUUAUAUAUAUAUAUAAUGUAUGUAUAAUAUUCUGAUACAAUACAAUUCUUGCAUAUUACAUAUUUUAUACAGUUAUUCAGCUAUAUAAUAUAUUAUAGUUAUUUAACUAUAAAAUAUUCAAGAGAAAUUUUUAAAUUGUUUUUUUAAAUGUAAACUUUUUCGAUAAUGUCUUUUUUUCAUUUGUAAUUUUUUAUAUUUCAAUAUUUUUAUGAAAUAACUAUAUUUUUCUGAAUACCUAUUCCUUGUUACUUUCUUUAUCAAAUAAUGAUUUCAAUAACAUUCCAUUCUCUUAGAUUAUUUACCAAAGUUGUGGUUGUCUUUGCAAUAUUUUCAUCUUUUCUCCUUCCUCUCUAUUUUUCUUCUACUUUCUUUGAUUUCUUCCUCCUUCUUCAACUUCUUUUACUGCUUCUUUCUCAUCUUUCAUUUCUUUCUCCACUACUUCUUUCACUUCUCCUUUCUACUUUGUCUUCUUCCUUUGCUUUUUCUUCUUUCAUUUCUUUUCUUCUUCAUCUCUUUCCUUCACUUCUUCCAGUAAAACUGACAAACUAUCACCAGACUGAAUGCUUCACAGUGUUUAAUUAAAAUCUUUCUACAUCCAGGGUUCAUAGUUCUGCCAUAGUUAACACUGUUUUUAUCCAUUACAGAUUGAUAAUUACUGUACCAGUAAUAUACUGGAUUUGAAUCACUUAUACAUGCAUCCUUAAUAAUAUCCAACCUUCAUCAUCAUUUUCAUUUAAUGUCCACAUUUAAUGUCCAUGUUUGCAUGUAUCAGAUAGCAACUGUUGAGACAGAUUUUCUAUGGUUGGAUGCCCUUCCUGUCAUCAACCUUCACCUGUUUCCAAGCAAGUUAAUAUUUUCCCAGACAUGUUUUUCACUGAAAAUAGUAAAAGACCAACCUCACUUGUUGAUAAUGAUACUCGUUUUCAGCCAGCAUGUGAUGUCCUAGACAAAGGCAUACACAAAUGUAUAAACACAGAUGCAUACACAUACAUAUGCAUAUCAUCAUCAUCAUCAUCGUCGUCGUUUAAUGUCUGCCUUCCAUGCUAGCAUGGGUUGGACGAUUUGACUGAGGACUGGUGAAACCAGAUGGCUACACUAGGCUCCAAUCUGAUUUGGCAGAGUUUCUACAGCUGGAUGCCCUUCCUAACGCCAACCACUCAGAGAGUGUAGUGGGUGCUUUUACGUGCCACCGGCACAAAGGCCAGUCAGGCGGUACUGGCAACGGCCAUGCUCAAAAUGGUGUAUUUUAUGUGCCACGCUCAAAAUGGUGUAUUUUAUGUGCCACCCGCACAAGAGCCAGUCCAGGGGCACUGGCAACAAUCUCGCUCGAAAGUCCUUACACAUGCCGCAGGCACAAGUGCCAAUAUUUAUAUAUGAUGGACUUUUUUUGGUUUCCAUCUGCCAAAUCCAUUCACAAGGCAUAGGUUGGCCCUAAACUAUUAGAAGAUACUUGCCCAAGUAUCAAUGGGAUUGAACCCAAAAGAACAUGAUUAGAAAGCAAGCUUCUUAACCAUACGGCCACAAGUUAAUGUCUAUUGCAAGACUACAUGCCUAUGAGACCAGAGCUUGUCUCAGUUUCUGUGGUAUUUAAGUGACUGAAAGUACACUAGCCCAUCACAAGGUUAACCCAACCAGCUGUCACUUGUUCUCAUUUUCAGUAAAAACUGAAAUGCCUUGCUCAACGUUUAUCGUGCCAACUGGUUCAAGAAUCGAAUUCAUAACCCAACUGCUGUGAACCCAAGAUGCAAACCACUGUGCAACAUGUCAUCACAGUCAAAAAAAUAAAUCAUUUCUCUCAAGUUAGUAGAAAUUUAAGCCAAUAUUUCCUGCUAUUUGAAUUAUUUGCAGAUAAAAUGCUGUCAUGCCAAAACUCUUUGUGAUAAUGCAAA